Messenger RNA from Drosophila takahashii, 3357 nucleotides. RefSeq names its product nuclear factor NF-kappa-B family member relish (gene Rel). Gene Ontology annotation, biological process: regulation of DNA-templated transcription. Gene Ontology annotation, molecular function: protein binding; RNA polymerase II cis-regulatory region sequence-specific DNA binding; DNA-binding transcription factor activity, RNA polymerase II-specific. Gene Ontology annotation, cellular component: cytoplasm. The record is from RefSeq and is a predicted model, not a curated record. Lineage: Eukaryota; Metazoa; Arthropoda; Insecta; Diptera; Drosophilidae.
GCGUGUGAUUUCGCUGUGUAAACAACACCCGCGGAUCCAGAAUACCGCCUAUAGAUCCAUAUAGUAUAGCGGGCAAUCGAAAAAAAUCACACGGAGCGCCUGAAAAACCCGUGAGUCAUCGCGACGUGGCCGCAGCAGAUAAUUUCCCGUCCGCCGCGACAUCGGGGAAGUACCUAAAACGAAUGGUCAGCCGAGGCAAUCGGAUCGGCGCAGCUCGUUUCGAUCAUUAGUGUUUCGCUCGGCGAAGGCAGCGGUUCAGUUUUGCUAAGACGCAAUUAACCGGAAAUAUUGAACACAAAAGAUUGAGUUAAACGGAAUACACGAACAUGAAUCAGUACUACGACCUGGACAAGGGCAGGAAUGUGCUGUUCAUGAACGAUGCCUCCAGCACGAGUGGCUACAGCAGCGGCAACUCCCCCAACUCCACCACCCAGUCCCUGUCGCCCGCCCACUCCCCCGAAACGGUGGCCAUGCAAACGGAUUUCGCCAACCUCAACUUGCCAGCGGGCGGCAACUCACCACAGCAACCGCCGCUGGCGAACUCACCAUACCAGCAUCAGCUGUUGACCAACGUAGGCGGCCUCUGCCAAUUGGAUGCCGCAAAUUUGAUAAAUUCCGCUGGCGUGGGCCUUACAAAUGCCACCAGUUUCGGGAACAUGUACAUGGAUCAUCAGUACUACGUGGCCCCGCCGGCUGCAGUGCCUCCGGCGCAGCAGUUUGGCUACCACCAGAACGGCCUGCCAUCUGCCGGCGACAGCAAACACGUGCCGCAGCUGAGAAUUGUGGAGCAGCCGGUGGAGAAGUUCCGGUUUCGCUACAAGAGCGAGAUGCACGGCACCCAUGGCUCCCUGAACGGCGCCAACUCGAAGCGGACGCCGAAAACCUUCCCCGAGGUCUGCCUCUACAACUACGACGGACCGGCCGUCAUCCGGUGCAGCCUGUUCCAGACCAACCUGGACAGCCCCCACUCCCACCAGCUGGUCGUGCGCAAGGACGAGCGGGAUGUGUGCGAUCCGCACGACCUGCACGUGUCCAAGGAUCGCGGCUAUGUGGCCCAGUUCAUCAACAUGGGCAUCAUACACACCGCCAAGAAGUACAUCUUCGAGGAGCUCUGCAAGAAGAAGCAGGAUCGCAUGGUCUUCCAGAUGAACCGCCGCGAGCUGUCCACCAAGCAGCUCCAGGAGCUGCACCAGGAGACGGAGCGCGAGGCCAAGGACAUGAACUUGAACCAGGUGCGUCUCUGCUUCGAGGCCUUUAAGAUCGAGGACAACGGCACUUGGGUUCCUUUGGCCCCGCCGGUCUACAGCAAUGCGAUCAACAAUCGUAAGUCCGCCCAAACCGGAGAGCUGCGCAUCGUCCGGCUGAGCAAGCCCACCGGCGGAGUGAUGGGCAACGAUGAGCUCAUCCUGCUGGUGGAGAAGGUCAGCAAGAAGAACAUCAAGGUGCGCUUCUUCGAGGAGGACGAGGAUGGGGAGACCGUGUGGGAGGCGUACGCCAAGUUCCGGGAAUCGGAUGUCCACCAUCAGUAUGCUAUUGUGUGCCAGACGCCCGCGUACAAGGACAAGGACGUGGAUCGCGAGGUGAACGUGUCCAUUGAGCUGAUACGUCCCUCCGACGACGAGCGCUCCUUCCCGCCGCUGCCCUUCCGCUACAAGCCGCGCGACGCGAUUGUGUCCAGGAAGCGCCGUCGCACCUGCUCCUCGGCCAACAGCAGCAGUUCGGGCAACGUGAGCUCAAAUAACUCCCUGGAUCUGCCCAAAACGCUGGGCAUGGCGCAGGCACCGAACGGCCUGCCCAAUCUAUCGCAACACGAUCAGACAAUCAGUCAGGAGUUUGGACGCCAAAUGCAUCUGGACGAUCUGAUCAAUUCCGAGAAUUUCCGCAAGCUUAUCGAGCACAACUCCACCGAUCUGGAGAAGAUCUGCCAGCUGGACAUGGGCGAGUUGCAGAACGAUGGCCACGGGCGCUCCGAAGUGGCCUCUAGCCGAAAUCUCACCUCGAAGUACUUGAGUGCUAUAUUCAAGAUCUUCGAGCAGGAUCGUCGAUCGCCGGCGGAGAAUUCGCAUCGUCGCGUGGAGGAGUUGUUCACGGAUCACGCGGUGAAGAACGAAAACAACGAUACGCUGCUGCACGAGGUGAUUAGCUACAAGAAGGACAACCUCAAGUUGGCCAUCAAGACGAUACAGGUGAUGAACUACUUCAAGCUCAGGGAUCUGGCCAACAGUGCCUUGAAUGCGGACGGCGACAGUGCGCUGCAUGUGGCCUGCCAGCAGGAUCGUGCGCACUACAUACGCCCGCUUCUGGGCAUGGGCUGCAGUCCGAAUCAGCAGAAUCAUGCCGGGAAUACCGCAUUGCAUUUGGCCGUCAAGGAGGAGCACCUGAACUGCGUGGAGAGCUUCCUCAACGGAAUGCCCGCCGUACAGUUGGAUCUCUCGCUGAAGAACGACGAUGGUUUUACACCGCUGCACAUGGCCAUUCGGCAGAACAAGUACGAUGUGGCCAAGAAGCUGAUCAGCCACGACAGGAGUUCGGUGAGCGUGGCCAACACAAUGGACGGCAACAAUGCCCUGCACAUGGCCGUGCUGGAGCAGAGUGUGGAGCUGCUGGUGCUGAUCCUGGAUGCCCAGAACCAGAACCUCACCGACAUCCUGCAGGCGCGCAAUGCAGCCGGCUAUACGCCUCUGGAAUUGGCCCGACACAAGGCCAACGAGCGGGUGGUGCAGCUGCUGGAGAAGGUGUAUCCGGAGAAGGGGGAACUGGCCAUGACCUGGAUUCCGCGCAAAGUCAAGGAGGAGAUUGAUUCAUCCUCCGACGAGAGCAGCGAUGCCGGACUGCUGGAGAUCAAGUCCGAGGAGAUGGAAAUCAAGACGGAGGAUGAGGACUCCGUUGAGUUGGAUUUGAGCAAUGGUCGGCGAAGACGGGAAGAAGAAUCCAGUGGAGACACCGAAAUGGCGGUUGAGCCGCCGAACAAACUGCAGUUGCUGCUGAAAGAUAAAUCCCUAUAUGACCAGCUUUGUUUGCUUCUCAACAAACCACUGGGAAAUGGUCCGGAUGGCCAACCAAAGUGGAAGCAUCUGGCCGGAAAAUCCAAUCUAGAGCAGUUCGCCUUUAUGUGGCUGGGUGCCGACGACCUGUUGGAUCACAUCAAGGAUAAUGGCGCCAGUGUGGAUUGUACUAUAUUCACGCGCGCCCUGCAGACAAUCGAUCCCCAGGCGUUCGCCCUGCUGGAACAAGAAUUACGUUAGGCUUUAGGUUAAUUCUCCCCUUGUACACCCCAUCCCCUCUCAGAAAAGAUGAAACUUGAUUUUGUAUUGAACAUGUUGAUCAAUAAAGUACCUUAGUUUUAUAACUACUUAU